UAAUCUCUCCGUGUGCGGUUUAGCUCGUUUAGAAACCGAUCGAACGCUCAACGGAACAGUUUAACAACUAUGGACAACUUUUACUGAUCUUUCUCUCACGUGUUCAGAAAUAUGGAGACUUUUGCUGUAUUUUUUGUUCUGUUGCUCGUGGAUGACGUGCUUAAUUUUGUGGUUGAAAUACAGUCUGUGUCAGCGAUAGAGGGAGAUUCUGUCACUUUAUAUACUGAUGUUACUGAAACACAGAAGGCUGAUCUGAUACUGUGGACGUUUGGAUCGGACAGCACUCGAAUAGCUCAAAUAAACCGAAUUUCCAAUAAGAUCUCAUUAUAUGAGGAUGUUCUUGACGGGAGAUUCAGAGACAGACUGAAGCUGGACGAUCAAACUGGAUCACUGACCAUCAUGAACAUCACAACUGAACAUACUGGAGUUUAUGGAUUUCUACAGAUCUUUGAUGGAAAUGAAGUCACACCCAAAAAAUUCAGCAUUACUGUUUCCGGUGAGUCGUUUUCUCGAUGCAUUCGGCUUGAUUUCAUUGCAUUGCAGUGUGGAUCCAUUAUAGACCUUAAUCUCUCAUGCUUUCCAGCAUUUCUUCCUGUUCCUGUCAUCAGCAGAAACUGUUCUUCUUCAUCAUCGUCCUCAUAUUGUUCAUUGGUGUGUUCAGUGGUGAAUGUGGGUCAUGUGACUCUCUCCUGGUACAAAGGAAACAGUUUAUUGUCCAGCAUCAGUGUGUCUGAUCUCAGCAUCAGUCUCUCUCUACCUCUGGAGGUGGAAUAUCAGGAUAAAAACAGCUACAGCUGUGUGCUCAACAAUCCCAUCAGCAACCAGACUCAACAUCUGGACAUCACUCAGCUCUGUCUCACAUGUUCAGGUAUGGCAGCA
Messenger RNA from Carassius gibelio (silver crucian carp), 879 nucleotides. RefSeq lists its product as uncharacterized. The transcript has 2 exons. The annotation marks the transcript as partial. The record is from RefSeq and is a predicted model, not a curated record. Lineage: Eukaryota; Metazoa; Chordata; Actinopteri; Cypriniformes; Cyprinidae.